Molecule: messenger RNA, 6782 nt
Organism: Pseudopodoces humilis (Tibetan ground-tit)
Lineage: Eukaryota; Metazoa; Chordata; Aves; Passeriformes; Paridae
Gene: PPARD
Product: peroxisome proliferator activated receptor delta
Biological process (GO): negative regulation of inflammatory response; negative regulation of cholesterol storage; cell differentiation
Cellular component (GO): nucleus
Molecular function (GO): RNA polymerase II cis-regulatory region sequence-specific DNA binding; DNA-binding transcription repressor activity, RNA polymerase II-specific; nuclear receptor activity
Source: RefSeq, a predicted model, not a curated record
ACUGUAGGAGUCUGGGGCUGGAAGGAGGAGAAGCGAGAGGGUCAGGAUGGACCUUGACCAGAGCAUCCGGUGAGGGGCUGCUCCCGGAGGAAGGAUCUGAGAGUCCUUUCUCAUCCCUCAUAUCUGCCCAUUCCACUCCCUCCUUCCCUGAGAUCUCAGAUGAAGGACGUGCUUGUGGGAAGGAAUCAGAUGUGCUGUAGGAUCCGGACAAUGCCCAUCAUGGUGCUGCAGAAGGGUCUGCCCCAUGAAUCAGGGUCCCAGGGCUGGUUGUGGUGUUGGUCUCUAAAACCUGUGGUCUCUCUCAACCUGUGGGUUGAGGCAGCCCAUGUCCAGUUUCUUGUUUCUGCUCUACUCUCCUCUCUUCCUGCCCUCUCCAUGCAACUCCAUUGUUGCCUUCAGCAGAGUAUCCUCUUCUGUACAAACGUGCUCCAGGCUGAGGUGGGAGUUUUCCUGAUGACUUGCCAUGUGUCAGCCAGGACAGCAGAGGAAGUAUCCAGAUUGCUCCAGGUCUUGGCUGUCCGUGCUGACAUGGUGACCGAGCGGUGGCUUUUGGCAGCAGGCAGACGGGGACAGCUGCUCCGCAGAGAUUUUCUUGCAGAGAUGUGUGCAGUGAGACUGGGACCCCUCUGUUUUCCUGCUCUGUGGCUGGAGGGGAGCUGCAGCAGACACAGCAGUCUCCUUGAGCCAUCUUGCUGCGCAUGUUCCUGGCCCAGCUGAAUCAUCAGAACUUGUGCCUGGGCACAAUUGCUCUCUGUCAGCUGCAUCCUGGGAUCAGAGCGGCAUGGCUGGUGCCCAGGACAUUUUGCUAAAGUCUACAAAACCAAGUAGUACUUUUCUGGGAGUCCGAGUGUAAACAUAACAAAACUUACAGACUGAUGGAUUGAUUUUUUUUCUGGUUAGUCCAUGGUAUCUAAAAUCUGUUGCUGCAAAGAGGAGGAGGCUUGCUAUUGGUUUUCUGAGCAUUUUCCUGCAUCUGGGAGCACUGCCAAUGUAGCAAUAAAAGCUACCUGUUGGAUGUUUGGCUCCAGACAGAAGGCUGCAUGCAUGUGUGAUCCUAAGUGACUUAUUUGCCCACUGCUGCUUUUCUGCCCCCAUUGCUUUUCUGGGGAGCUGAUUGUCCCUUCCAAAGUGGGGGUGGAACUUGCUGGUGUUCCAGUGACCCUGAGACUUUGAGGAAAUCUAAACUGGGUGCUGGUGUGUGCAGCACUGCCAAACUUGGCCUUACUGACCGCCAGCAGUGCUCCCGUUCACAGCCACAGCUUGUUCCACUUGCCACUUUCCUGGAGUUCCAUUUCAGUGCUGUUUUGAGUCCCUAACACCCUGUGCCCACUGUUUGCCUUGGGAAGUGGUGUUGCUGUUUCUGUGAGCUCCUCCCUCACCAGCCCUGUUCUAUAAUUACUGAUGUUUCUGAAACUGGAUCCUUCCAUGUGUCCUGCUGAGGUUCGGGAGGACAAGGGGUCCCUAAGCAAACUGACUGCCUUGGAGUACAGCCAAGAGGACUUCAGCAGUUUGGGAAAGCAUCAUCUUACAGUGGUUCAGUGAAUUCUGAGCCUCCAACCUCCUCACCUUUGGGAUGCUAAAGGAAAGGAGAAUAUAUCCCAGACAGCUUCUCUGGCGUGCAAGUGCCAGGUUUGCAGCGUGAUCCCAAAGCAUUGGCACAGUUUCACAGCUACCUCUGCUGUGCCCUGAGCUGUGGGGGGAUGAUACUCUCUUCUUGCCAGACUUAAUGAUCUUCUCAAAUAGCAGCACUUCUGUGCCAUUUCCAGCACUGAGAAGCCUCAGUGGUGUCACCUUUCCAGUACCUGCUUGUUUCCCAGCUGCUGUCCUUGUUCCGAUGGGUCAGACCCACGUGCCCCUCCUGGCCAUGGGUACUUUGGGCUGUCCUGAAUUGACUGCUAGACACAAAUACCAGUCAGCAGCUGGCAGAAUGAGAUGUGCCAGUUUACUUCUUGAAAGUCGUCCUGGAAAUGCCUUGUACAGGAAUGUACAAGAGGAGAAGAUAGUCAUAAGCAGUGCAGGGAGCUGACUUGGGGCUGAGCAGACCAGACCUGUGAGUGUGACUGCAAACAGGUGUCAAAAGCCGUGAUACAGGAAUAAACAAUGACACUUCGCACUGAUCUAUUUCUCUGCACUUCCAAAACAUGCUGUGUCCAUGAGCUAAUGCAGCCAGGGAAAGAUCAGGAAGGAAGCACUGUAAAAAUCCUGGGUUUGUUUCUUUGUGGUGGGUUUUGGUUGGGGGUAUUUUGUGAUCAAGGAAAUGGAAGUAGAGGACUGAACCAGACUUGCUGAAGGUCAUGGAGUAGCACUUCAAGUAAGAGCUAACAACUGCAUAGCUCUUCCCUGGCUGCCCUGCUGCUGCUGCUCUUCUGCCAGCAUCAGCCACAGAGCCUGAUUAGGGCAGGGAGUCCCUCUGCUGGGAAGCUGUUGAGGGAUGAUUCCUCUGUCUUCCUGUAUCUGCCAUCUCAAGAUUUUGGAGCACAUCUCAUGCAUUCAGCAGCUGCUGGAGCCAAGGACAUCUGCAGCUCCUGGAGAGCGAGCAGCCUAGCAGACCCUGCUUUGUGCAUGGCUGAGAGUUCAGUGCCCAAAGUCUGCUUUUUUUGGUGUCUGUAACACCUCUUGCACUCUGAACAAAGCAAGCAGCAAGUUCCUUUUGGAGCAAAUGUCAUGACCUAGUUUUGGGGACAGCAUCAAUCAUGGUACAAAAAGAGAAGAAUCCGGCAAGUUUUGUAACCUUUUCAAUGAGCUGGGUUUUUUUCCCCCCCUCAAUGAUCAGGAAGUGGGUGAGUUAAAACAUGCAAUAGAUGUGUGAUUCAUUUUGGCAGCAUCCAGGCUGCUCAGGGCAGCUAAGGGAAUCUCCUGCACCCUGUGUCACAAGUCCCUGAGUAAUUAGCAGCAGCUAAUGGUCAUGGAAGCUCUGGCAGUACCCCUCUGCUUAAUGAGCCCAGGUCACUCUUGGGGAAACACAGGUGGUCCACACCAAGCAGCCUUGGAGAGAGAAUCACAGGAUUGAACUGUGGGGCAUGGUACAGCAUCUAAGCAGAUGCUGUUAAGGGGAAAAAUCUGGCCCAGAAUGUCCAUCCUGGUCAGUGCUGUGUGGGAGGGCUCUUCCUUGCUAGCUGUAGUAGUUUAUUUUUGUGUGUAGCCUGCCUUGCGGCCAAGACUUUGAGUAAGGGAGGAAACACUCAGCUAGUUAAGUGCUGCUGGGAUCUCAUUGGCUAAUUUGGGGGUAUGCUGAUCUUCCAGGAGCAAACAUAAACAUGUUUUCAGUGUUUGUGUCUCCUGUUUUGUACUCUCAGUUACCUUUCCUGUAUUGCAGCAUCUGCUUAGCUCUUAUUUGGCUUUUAUUAGUAGUAGCUGGUGUGUAGGAGGAGGAACAGAAACUUGAAAACUCAGAAACUUCCUGAGGAAGUCUGGAAAAGGUGGUCAGCCAGCAGCAAUCACAUCUCCUUUAUGGAUUCAGGCUAGCAGGAACAGCCUGGUGGGGUCCAUCUUGGAUAGACGCGGAUGAUGCCAGAGCUAUGACAGGGAUUGCAGUCUUGGCACUGAGGGGUGAUCAAUUAUGGAACAACUACAGGAGGAAGUACCUGAGGUCAAGGAAGAGGAAGAGGAAGAGGCAGUGAUGGUGGCAAGUGGAGCCUCAGACCCAACUGGAGGACCAGACAGCUCGCUGCCUUCAAGCAGCUACACAGACCUGUCACAGAGCUCCUCUCCCUCACUGUCGGACCAGCUGCAGAUGGGCUGCGAGGAGGCAGCGCUGGGAGCGCUGAACGUGGAGUGCAGGGUCUGUGGAGACAAAGCUUCAGGCUUCCACUAUGGCGUGCAUGCCUGCGAGGGCUGCAAGGGUUUCUUCCGCCGGACGAUCCGCAUGAAGCUGGAGUAUGAGAAGUGUGAGAGGAGCUGCAAGAUUCAGAAAAAGAAUCGAAACAAGUGCCAGUACUGCCGCUUCCAGAAAUGCCUCUCGUUGGGCAUGUCACACAAUGCAAUCCGCUUUGGGCGCAUGCCAGAGGCAGAGAAGAGGAAGCUGGUGGCAGGGCUGACAGCAAGCGAGAUUGGCUGCCAGAACCCACAGGUGGCUGACCUGAAAGCUUUCUCCAAGCACAUCUACAACGCCUACUUGAAGAAUUUCAACAUGACCAAAAAGAAGGCAAGAGGUAUCCUGACCGGGAAGGCCAGCAGCACCCCACAGCCUUUUGUGAUCCAUGACAUGGACACCUUGUGGCAGGCAGAGAAGGGGCUGGUGUGGAAGCAGCUGGUGAAUGGCAUCCCCCCCUACAAGGAGAUCGGGGUGCACGUCUUCUACCGCUGCCAGUGCACCACGGUGGAGACUGUGCGGGAGCUCACCGAGUUCGCCAAGAGCAUCCCCAGCUUCAUAGGCCUCUACCUGAAUGACCAAGUGACUCUGCUCAAGUACGGGGUGCAUGAAGCCAUCUUCGCCAUGCUGGCCUCCAUCAUGAACAAGGAUGGGCUGCUGGUGGCCAACGGGAAUGGCUUUGUGACCCGCGAGUUCCUGCGCAGCCUGCGCAAGCCCUUCAGUGAGAUCAUGGAGCCCAAAUUUGAGUUUGCUGUGAAGUUCAACGCGCUGGAGCUGGAUGACAGCGACCUGUCCCUGUUUGUGGCUGCCAUCAUCCUGUGCGGAGACCGCCCUGGCCUGAUGAACGUGAAGCAGGUGGAGGAGAUCCAAGACAACAUCCUGCGAGCGCUGGAGUUCCACCUGCAGUCCAACCACCCAGAUGCCCAGUACCUCUUCCCCAAGCUGCUGCAGAAGAUGGCUGACCUGCGACAGCUGGUGACAGAGCAUGCCCAGCUGGUGCAGAAGAUCAAGAAGACAGAGACAGAGACAUCUCUGCACCCACUUCUGCAGGAGAUCUACAAGGACAUGUACUAAGGACCUGUUAUUUAUGAGAAUGAAGCCAUUGAUUCAAGACUCUUUGUACAGAAACAAAGAAAACCCUUCCCAGUGUCUUCCAUUUCUCCUACUGGAAACUCUUUUCUAUGUGACCCUGACAUACGGUACAUAGGGCAAGAUGCUGUCAGGAUUUGCAGCUGCCUCCUGCUUGGCCAGGGCUUCCAUUAACACACACUAAUAAAUCUGCAAAGCUGCUGUUCCCGUUCCUGUGACCCAGCUCUGGCUGCUCCCUCAGCGGAGCAGCUGCCCGGUUUACAUGGUUCAGGCAGCAAGGUCACUGUGGCACCUCGAGUCCCCAGGGUGGGGAGCUCUGGUCCUGAGGAGUGCCAAGGGGGUGCAGGGGCCAGCGGGGCCGACAGCAGCACUUACAGUGUAUUUGUGUUCUCUUGUUCAUUUGCACUCCAAGGACGUGGUCCUGAGCCAUGAAGUCGGGGACAGUGUGAUAAAAGGAUGUAUCUCUCUUUCCCAAAGAAAAGCUCUGGGGUAUUUGAACAUGGGUAGGGCUGUCCCAGCAGAGACCCUCAGCUGCGGCCCUGCCUGUGCUCUGCAGUGUGUUCCUGUCUCCCACAGGACUGUGUGAGCUCUGCCUUCCCAGGUGCUGUGUGGGAGCCUUUGCUUCUGGCACCCUCGUUCCAUAGGGAACGUGUCCCUUGGCACCUCAGUAUGAGAGGCUGGGAUGGGGAAUUAGGAGGGAAAGGAUUUGAUUCCUUAAAAUUCACCUUCAGAGGAGAGGCACAGAAUCCAUGGCUUCCACAGGCUGUUCUGCACAGAUGUGAGUUAGAAAAAAAGGUGUGUGGAGGGUCAGGGGCCUUGAGCUGGUCAAGGUUUGGUGUCCUGCCUCAGUUUCCCCUCUGUGAAAGGUGCCUGGAUUGUCACAUGCUGUCUGCUCGGAGCAGGAGCACGAGGAUCUGUUAGUGCAUUGGUUGCAGAAAGCUUUGCAGCUGUAAAUGCCAAGGAUUUAUAAGCAGGGAGGGAGGAUGCUCCCAAUGGGCAGGAGCUUCCCAGUGAGCAUGGCUGUGUCAGGGAAGCUGCUAGUCCUCUGCCACUGUUUCCAAGAGUGUGAACAGCUCCAGGCUUAGGGGUCUGCCUGAACCCAGCAGCAUUCUGGGACUUUACCUCACAACUUCUCACAGCUGUAGUGAAACACCUCGGUGCUGCCUGGGCCAGGCCAGGCCCCUGGUGUGGGGGCUGUGUCACUUGGACUUUGGGUGGACCUGGGAAGGGCUCGGUUUCCCUUUCAGGGUAAUGGUGUCUCAUCUAAGAAGCAACACUUCCUCAUCUGCAGCUCGUAGUCCCCUGUGUCCUGAGCAGCCUUAUUAAAAUACUGAUAUUCUCCAGGAGGGGUUGUGGGAGCAAAUUAUUUGGUUUUAUUUUACUUUCCUCCUCUUCAGGGUAGCAGAUUUCCUUGGUGCAAUAAUUCCUUUAAAACCCAAAGGAGAAGAGCACUGGACUUUCCCUCCCCAUCACAGGGCUGGCCGGUCCCAAACCUCCCCAUGCUGCCACACUCCACUCCUUUUGCCGUGCCUCAGUUUCCCUGCCCAGCCCUCCCCUCCCUACCUCGCAGGAGUGUUGGGAAUUACCGUUUCUGAAGCACUUUGAAGCCCUCUGGGGGAAGGCAUUGGAGGCAUGCGUGUGCUCGUCGGAGCCCGGGGGAUUUGUCUUUCCCAAAACCCCGGUGGUGUCCCCGCCGCGGCCACAAUGCAGGACUCGUGCCCAUCACCUGGGAAACUUUUUGCUCUUCCUUCCUCGACAGUAUAACAACCCUCAAACUGAAAUGUAUAUUUUUGCUAGAAGUACAAACCUCCAAGUGUUUUUAAUAAUAUAGUGUCUACAAACUGACUUGACUUUAAAUAAAUCAGAACUAAAUAUUUAAGAA